GGAGGCGGAACCGUGGUCCCCGGAGCCCCGGCUCCGCCCUCCGACUCUCCAACGGCCACCGGGCGCGGGGCGGCGAUGGGGGCGCUGCUGGCGCUCUGUUUCCUCGUGGGCUUGCUGCGCUGGGGCCCGGCGGGCGCGCAGCAGCCUGGGGAGUACUGCCACGGUUGGGUGGAUGCACAGGGCAACUAUCACGAGGGUUUCCAGUGUCCCGAGGACUUCGACACGCAGGACGCCACCAUUUGCUGCGGCUCGUGCGCGCUGCGCUACUGCUGCGCUGCAGCCGACGCCAGGUUGGAGCAGGGCGGCUGCACCAACGACCGCGGAGAGCUGGAGCAUCCCGGCAUCACUGCGCAGCCUGUCUACGUCCCCUUCCUGAUCGUUGGCUCCAUUUUCAUCGCGUUCAUCAUCUUGGGCUCUUUAGUGGCUAUCUAUUGUUGUACCUGUUUGAGGCCCAAGGAGCCCUCCCAGCAACCAAUCCGCUUCUCACUCCGCAGCUAUCAGACAGAGACCCUACCUAUGAUCCUCACCUCCACCAGCCUCAGAGCGCCUUCCCGCCAGUCCAGCACAGCCACCAGCUCCAGCUCCACAGGAGGCUCUGUUCGAAGGUUCUCCUUUGCCCGGGCUGAGCCAGGCUGCCUGGUACCCUCGUCACCCCCGCCUUACACCACUGGCCACGCCAUCCACCUAACGCAGCCAUCCGGUUUCCUGGUGUCACCCCAAUAUUUUGCCUACCCUCUCCAGCAGGAGCCCCCCUUGCCCGGGAAGAGCUGUCCAGAUUUCAGUUUCAGUUGACUCAGGGCGGCGGUGGCUGUGAAUAGGCUGCAUGGUGAAAUGGUAGCCAGGGGGAAUGUUGCUACCCUGGUCAAGCCACACUCACUUUUUGAGGAAAUUUGUGGUAACCCAUCACGAUCGUGGAAGAAAGGUCCAGAAAGAUACAGCACUUUCUGGUCCUUGGCUACGGAGGUCUGACUUUGCAAACGCCGUGAAUGAUGCAGCUUACUCACCUUUUGUUAAAAUACUCGGCAGUUUGACGUUCAGUUUGCAAGAGGAAGAAUAUUUUACCGGACAGUUCAGCUAUCCUUUGUAGAAAAGUGUCCUGUGUUCCUUUUCCUGUGUUGGUUGAGUUAUCAUACAAACGUAUACAUAAAUAAGGAAGGGCGUACACUUAAUUGUAAUUAUAAAGGUUCACUUAAAAUCUAACUGUUAAGUAAACUUGAGGGGCCAGUGAACCACCUAUUUAUAAUUUUGGGAGUGACCUAACCAUAAGUAAUAUUAGUAUGCUGAGAACAUUUACUUCUUAAAUUAAUAACAAAUUUUGUUUAAAAUAUGAGAGUUGUCUUUUUCCAAAACACAAGGUUUCGGUAACCACAUGGGAAGAUUGAAGUUUUAAAUAUUACUCAGACACUUGCUGCAGCACAGAUUCUGUGUCAAUCUACUUCCCCACCAUCCUGAGGGAAUAUUUAUUGCAGACUUUUUGUUCAGCAAUAUUCGAGUUUAAAAUGAAAGUUGGACAAUUGGGUCUUAAAACAUUUAUUUGUAAAAAGAGUUAUAUAUAAAUGUGAAGAUUUGUAACUUAAUUUACUUAUCACAUUGACAGUACUAAUUAUUUAGAGAUCACGCUGUAACUUUUUGUGGAAGUCAAAGGCCAUCUAUUAGUGGAACGAUCCAGGGAUUCACAUUCUAUGUGUCACUGUGUUUGACGUCUGGUGAACACACGUACAGGCCAUACUAGAAAAAAAAAAUAAAUGUCUCUGGUUUCCUGAACUCUAUUUGAGAUUUUCAAACAAAAGUUCUUCAUUUUAUACUCUUAGUGGCAAUUCUUU
This is a messenger RNA of Peromyscus eremicus (cactus mouse), 1823 nucleotides long. It is a transcript of the gene Shisa3, whose product is annotated as shisa family member 3. The record is from RefSeq and is a predicted model, not a curated record. Bases 76 to 792 code for a protein of 238 amino acids. NCBI's taxonomy places the organism in Eukaryota, Metazoa, Chordata, Mammalia, Rodentia, Cricetidae. The transcript has 2 exons.